Messenger RNA from Carassius carassius (crucian carp), 3580 nucleotides. RefSeq names its product zinc finger protein 473-like. The transcript is spliced from 5 exons. Gene Ontology annotation, molecular function: RNA polymerase II cis-regulatory region sequence-specific DNA binding; DNA-binding transcription factor activity. NCBI's taxonomy places the organism in Eukaryota, Metazoa, Chordata, Actinopteri, Cypriniformes, Cyprinidae. Bases 413 to 3562 code for a protein of 1049 amino acids. The record is from RefSeq and is a predicted model, not a curated record. Gene Ontology annotation, biological process: regulation of transcription by RNA polymerase II.
ACUCAGCUGCGCUAAGUGCGCUUCGUCUUGACGUGCUGAAUGAUACAUUAGUCACACAUCUAGUGAUUUACACAUUCACAAAAUAAACAAGAUAGUACGUUAUCUAGACAUUAUGCGACAGCUACUCGCGCCUAUAGGACGUUUACUGUCAAGCAGAUGUAAUGAGCUCGUUGCUAACACUGAGGAUUUUAUCAUCGAGCUUUGAUUGACUGGCCGCGAAAGUGUGAAGUGCAACAUUUACUGUGAAAUUAAGUUCCCAAAAUACUCAUGUGUAAAAUGAGUACUCAAUAGAAAAUAUUUGAAAUAGAAAUCGACAUGUGUGGUCAUUAAUCUCACGAUCACCGUUAUAAUCUCUAUGCAUUCAGCAAUCGUGUAUCUUUGUAAGAAGGAGCUCGAGUAGAUCGGAUCCAGGAUGACGGACACGCUGAUCCUCUCCUUCCAGACUCGGCUGUCUGCGGUCAUGGAGACGGUCCUCAAGACCACCAUGUACGAGAUCACCCGGCUGGUGGAGGAGAGCUUCUUGGAGCAGAUGGAUCGAGGCAAACGAGAGACGGAGGCGUUCAGACGGAGGCUGAUAUUGUCGGAGGCCAAACUGAGAGAACGGGAGAGGUUUAAGAGGGUGAGGUGCGUGGACUGUGGUCGGACAGCGGUGUCCAGGAGGAGGAUGCUACACAGAGGCCCCGAAUCACAGAGCAGUCUGGACCACCCACUUGUUGUAAAACAGGAAAGUGCCUCUGACAGUAGGUGCAGUCCCAAGGGAAGCGCAAAUCAGGAGAAGCCUCCAGCAGCUCCAGAAUCUAAACAAAAUACUGUUCAAGUGUGUGAACCUAAACAUGGAGGAGAAGUGAAAGAGGAAGCAACAGAGGCUAGAGACCCGCAAGCUCAUCUUGUGAUACAUCCUCAAAUACACAAACAAAAAGAUCCUUCAGCCUGUGUUAAAGAGACCAAUGGACUUCGCAAUCCAGAUUCUGACCACAAACCAGGUUGCACAUCUUUCACUGAAAGACCAGGGGAUGAAAAUGAGGUCAGACACAGAAACCUCCCAAAAUGGUUUGACCCUAAAACAGACCCUUCAGCGCGGUCUUCUGUUUCACAGCCAGAACCAGUCAGGUCCUCAGUAUCUUCAGAGUCUCCAGGUUUGAGACCGCAAGUGGGCAGCAUUGACCCAGGGCCUGUUAAACAGGAAGUUGUAGUGAUGCUUCCACCAGACUGGGAAGAUAUGGAAAGGAUCAGGCCUCCGGUGGUUUCUGCUCAUAACAGUGCUAAGAAAGCACAGUCAGAUCUUCAGCCUGGAGAUCCUCUGCCCCCUAGACCUCAAGUACAGGAGCGAGUUUCAUAUCCUGCGCCUCCCAUCAAGGUUCAGAGCCUUGCACCACAAACCAUGCAGCAUCUCAGAUCACCCGUUAGGAAGAACGCAAAAAUCCUUCUACAUCCCAAUUCAGUUAUGACGGAUCAGAUAGACCGGGUACAGUCCAUCUGCAAAGCCCUUCCUGCUACUAAACUUCUUCAUGUCCGUCAGUAUCCUGAAGGAGCCGUUACAGGUGAAAGAAAUUUCAGUACUGUACACCCAGUAAGAAAUCCGCCGCAGAUGGUCAGUAUGAGGGUUCCAGGGGACAUGCGGCACCAUUCGGCGAAGACGAUGCACAAUUGCAGCCAGUGUGGAAAAGGCUUCUCUCAUCUGUGUCACCUCAGAGCUCACCAACAGAUUCACACAGGUGUGAGGCAGUUCUGCUGUACCAUCUGUGGACGGAGUUUCACCAAACUGAGUAACUUGAAAGCACAUCGCAGGGUUCACACCGGUGAGAGACCUUACAUCUGCACAGACUGUGGGAAAAGGUUCACUCAGAAAUGCAACUUGAAGAGACAUCAGAGAAUUCACUCUGAAUUCACUCACUCUAAUUUUUCAUUCAUUGGAUCGAGGUGUCCUCGAGGAGACAGGACGAUGUCCGGAACGCUUUUCCUCACAUUCCAGUCUCAGCUCUCCGUGGUCAUGGAGACCGUCCUCAAAUCAGCCAUGUUUGAGAUCACCAGGCUGGUGGAAGACAGCUUCCUCGAGGAAGUGGGUCAUCGGAAACAGGAGCUGGAGGUCUUGAAACGAAGGCUGCAGUUGUCUGAGAGUAAACUGAGGGAGAGGGAGAGGGAAUGGGAACGGGAACGGGGGAAGACGACACGGUGCCCGGACUGUGGCCGAGCAGGAGACUCCAGCAGCAGAGAUGAGAGCCAACCUGUCGAAACGGUCCGGGGAGCAGACAGCCUUUGUUUAGGCCAAAGCCUGAGAGAUCAGUCUACCAAUCAACCUACACUAAUUGAAGAUGUGUGGAGUGCCAGACAACACCUGGAGACUAACAAACAAACAACAGUACACUCACACUCUAAAGAGAAGAAUGAUGUACACCCACAGAAUGCAAAAGAGAUCGUCACACCUAACUCCAAUGCACAAAUUCAUCAGGAUUUUCUGCAGAGGCUUCUGGGCAAUUCAGCCGUUCACAGUGAGUCCACCAGUGACUUCAAACCCAGAGUGAGUGAUUUAGACAAAUCCGAAAAAACUCUUGAUAAGGAAAUGGACUCACACCACUCAGAACUGUUACAAAGUCUUCAGGAUACGCACGAGGAUUUGCCGGCGUCUUCGCCAAACGGUAGAGUAAAAACAGAAACAGAGCUGGAUCUUCUACCUGUCAAGGAGGAGGAAGAGAUGGUUCCGGUGUGGGACAGCGUCAACAGAGAUGACGGUUGCCAUACAGAAAUGGCUGAUCCAAGUCAGGGAGAGCUCAGAGGACCUUGUGAUCAGGAGGAGAUACAGGUAGAAAGCUUUCCAGGUCUAAACUCUCUCGACAUGCCAGACGCCAUCUCAUAUUUCACACCUUAUUCAGUCAGCACACUGGUACAUCAAGGUAUUAGGGCACAACAUAGUCAUUUAUGCACAACAGAGCUGAUGCUUUCUAGCAUACCAGAGAGAUCACAUUCAUUUUUCCAACCAGAAAAUGGACACAGAUAUCCUGGUUCAAAAAGUUCUCUCCUCUAUUCUCACAAUGAUGUUUGUCCAGGCGAGAACGCAACGAGCCACGAGCAAUACCCAAAGCGUUUCUCCCAGGACAAACUUGGGACGCCUGAACAAAUCCAUGCAGAAAGAUCCCACCAUUGCACCCAAUGUGGGAAAACGUUUGCAAGAGCAUGUGACCUGAAGGCUCAUUCGCUGAUCCACAAGGGCAGGAAACCUCUGAGAUGUCGGCAGUGCGAUCAGACAUUCGCGUACAACUUCGAGCUCAAGGCUCACCAGCGAAAUCACUCAGGGGAGCGACCUCACAUCUGUCCGCACUGCGGCAAGGCCUUCGCUCGAAUGAGCAACUUCAGGCAGCAUCAGAACAUCCACACUCGGGAGAAACUCUUCAGCUGUACUCAAUGCGGGAUGCGAUUCAAUCGAGCCACCAACCUGCGAGUUCAUCUCAGACGACACAGCCACGCGGGGAAGACCUACAAUUGCCCUUUUUGUGGAAAGAGCUUUCUGAACCCCAGACAAAUGAAGGCUCAUUUACAAAAAGCCCAUGGAAGAAGCGGGAAAUAAACAUGUCUAAUUUGAAAA